Messenger RNA from Physcomitrium patens, 1014 nucleotides. RefSeq lists its product as uncharacterized. Lineage: Eukaryota; Viridiplantae; Streptophyta; Bryopsida; Funariales; Funariaceae. The record is from RefSeq and is a predicted model, not a curated record.
ACUUGGAACUUUUCAGAAAACCAUGCUGAAAUCUUCACCACUGCUAUGUGAGCACGGCAAUGAUGUGAACUCCCCUAACCCCAAAGGAUCUGUUCAAUUCUUACCAGGCUGUUGCAUACGGGCUCUACAUCAUGCCGCUGAAUUUUAUGUAGGAAAAGUAUCUUAGCGUGCACCAGUCCCAUUGCCUCAAGCGAGUGAUUGUCCGACUACCGCUAGGCUGCUUGUUGUGGUUGCUAGCUCUCAUGUUCCCUUUUUUUCGGUCCGUUGAACUCCGUCAUUGGAUCCCUUUUCAUGAGCUUCUCGGUGUUCAUCAUCCCUUGCAACGUCUACAACAACACAUUCUGGAACCCUACCGCACCCGAGAAUGCGGCGGAGCAACCGGGGAAGAACCGGAGAGCCCUGGGUUGGUGGGGCAUGAUGACCCUGAACUGUGUGGUGGUCGUCACCAUCGCAAUUCUGGGAGUUGGGUUCGGUGCUUGGGCAAGCUUAGAAAACAUUGUUGAUCAUGUGAAAAUCUUUGGCAUCUUCCAACCCUGCUAUCAGUGCAAAUGAACGUGAGUUUCGUGCAUGAAACGAUGUUCCAGUGCCGACACUCUUCCCACAAACUCACCCCCACUCGAGUGACGACGAUGACGAAGUAGUCGACGGAGAUGAACAAGACGACGAAGAAGAAACAUCAAAGCAACGAAGGCGACGGCGACGGCGACGACGACUGAAAGCUGGGUUCUUAGCAGAUGUGGAAAUGGUACUAAUACAUGUUAUUAAGGUAGAAAUUCCAGUAAUAUAUGACAAUAAGGUUGCAAGUGAAAAAAAAAAAAAUCAAGGUAAUAUUCCAAAGAAAUUUAUCUUUAUAGGGUUUAAUAUUAUAAUUGUAUAAAUGAAGACUUUACCAAUAGUUAAUUUAGCCCUCCUUCCAAGUAGAUCCUAGAUCUAUGCUUGGUUUUUAGUCUCAAUUAUUGUUAAAAAGAUGAUCAACAUAGGUAUAAUUAAUUUUAUUGAUAGUUUCAUUGGAAA